Molecule: messenger RNA, 2256 nt
Organism: Peniophora sp. CBMAI 1063
Lineage: Eukaryota; Fungi; Basidiomycota; Agaricomycetes; Russulales; Peniophoraceae
Source: the annotation of a GenBank genome assembly
AUGGCAGAGAAGCGACCUUCUAUUGAAAGUGCCGUCGACGUCGAGGAGAAGCGAGUGGUGCAGCGCAAGGCCGUCCACGCUUCCGGAUGGUUGCUCGCCACGAUGAGCUUCCAGGCGCUCGGAAUCAUAUACUCGGACAUCGGUACUUCUCCCCUCUACGUUCUGAAUGGUAUCUGGCCAGCGUCUGGAGGACCACCGGUUGAAGAGGACAUCAUUGGAGGCGUGAGCGCCAUCGUAUGGUCGCUGACCCUUGUCCCGCUACUCAAAUACGUCUGCGUCUGCUUGCGCUUUGGCACCACCGAAGGCGAAGGUGGGACAUUUGCCCUGUUCCAAGGUCUUUACCCAUCAGCGGCUUUUGAAUCUGCACCGACGUACGACUCCAUGAUCGCAAACGGCCAGAUCUCUCGACGCCGUCGGCGGACACCUAGUAGCCUCCGAUGGACGCUGCUGAUAUGGUCCUUGCUCGGCACAAGCUUGACGAUGGCUGACGGGGUGUUGACGGCGGCCGUUUCUGUUACCAGUGCCGUUGGCGGUAUCGCUGUGGCCAAGGAGUCGGUCUCCAGUGACAUUGUUCCCAUCUCCAUUGCGUUUCUCGUCGCCCUGUUCAUCGCCCAACCUUUCGGUACCAGCCGCCUUGCGUUUUCUUUUGCGCCGAUCACUUCCGUGUGGAUCCUACUACUGGGCAUAACGGGCAUCAUCAACAUCACAAGCUCUCCUGGUAUAUUCCGUGCAUUCGAUCCUUCACGUGCGAUCCUUUGGUUUGUCCGUACGAAGAAGUACGAUGCGCUUUCGGGCGUUUUGCUUGCUGUGACGGGAUGCGAAGCCCUGUUUGCAAACUUGGGCCAAUUCAAUGCCUUAUCCAUCCAGAUUUCUUUCGCAGGGUUCGUAUACCCUGCACUCGUUCUUGCGUACCUCGGACAAGGUGCCAAGCUCAUUGUGGACGGCGACAACAUCAUCCAGAACGUGUUCUACACUAGCGUUCCAGGUGGAAGCGACAGCCCCAUGUUCUGGGUCAUGUAUGUCUUUGCCAUCCUGGCAACACUUAUCGCAUCGCAAACGAUGAUCACGGCUACAUUCAGUCUCGUGCAACAACUCAUCAACUCCAAGAGCUUCCUUCCGCUCCGAAUCCACCAUACGUCCGACAAGAACCAAGGACAAGUGUAUAUCCCCGCCGCCAACUGGAUCCUAAUGAUCGGGACCAUCAUAAUGGUCGCGGCCUUCAAGAACCUCACGCAGCUCACCAACGCUUACGGCUUUGCCGUGUCUACGGUCAUGUUCACCACGACAGCCCUCGUCGCCAUGCAAGUCGUGUACGUGAAGCAGAAGCCUAUCGUACUCGGCUUGUUGCUCUUCUUGUUCUUCGGCUUCAUUGAUGCCCUCUUCUGGGGCGCAUCGUUGCGCAAGGUUCCCGAAGGUGCUUGGGUUCCUCUCAUGAUCGGUCUCGUCUUGUUGAGUGUCAUGGUGUUCUGGAACUGGGCCAAAGGUCUCGAGGACGCUUUUGACAGCAGGAAUCGCCGCCAGCUACAUGACUUCAUUGUCGGAAAGGACGAGACGGCCCUUGAUGGAAAGGUCCAACAAGAUAUUGUCGAUGACGACGCCAUCAUCGAAGAUGAAGAGGCACAUGAUGACUCUGAUGCCGCCACGCUCUACUGUCUUCCACCUGUCGCGUUCUGCGGAGACGACAAAGGUUCGGAUGGACGUCGCGAACUUGGUCGUGUGCCUUUAUUCGCGAUCUUUCACCGGAUGGCAAAUGAGAAGGGCGUCCCGCAUUCGUUUACUCGCUUCAUCUCGCAAUGGCCCGCGCUACCAACAUUCGCCGUCUUCCUAACAGUGCACGUUCUGCCUGUUGCGCAUGUCACAAAUGUGGACCGUUACGUCGUGCACAAGCUGUUCGCCUUGCCUGGAUUCUACGGCGCAACCUACUAUCUAGGCUACCGUGACGAGUUCGGCGUCGAGAUUUCGGAAAUCGCAGGCAAGAUCAAAGAACUGGAGGCGCGUCUUAACCCUGGUGGUGUCACCGGCGAGUUAGGGCCACAGCUCUCAGCACUGGCGGCUUCACAUACUCACAUCGUCCCGCACUACGAAAUCCUCAGUAGACCUCUCGGCCAUAGCAAAGUCGCUGCCGUCGGGAACUACAUCAGAGCCUUCUUGAUCGAGGACGUGUAUGCGCGCCUCCGCAUCAUGUUCCCUGAAACGAUGAAUUGGAUCGCAUCGCCUGAUAGAAUCAUACGCAUCGGAGUUACUGCCCGUGUCUAG